CAUUGCAGGACAAAUAAGUGAAUAACAACCAUCGUCGGCGUCGCAGUGAAGAUUAAAUAUAAAAUUACAAACAAUGAAAUGACUGGAAUUUUAUGAACGUUGAAAGAUUUAAUGGAAAACCUGUCUGUGAAUCCACGGAUACUCGCAUCCUUGAAAAAGGCUAAUCUUAGGAGCUUUGAAUCUGUACUUCAUCUUUCUCCUGCUGAUCUGGGAAGAUGUACUAAGUUGUCCUCAAGAGAUGUCUCCAUCAUCCUCAAGGCUGUAUCAGAGGAGGUUUACAAAAUCAAAAACAUCACAGCCUUAACUCUUUUCAAACAAAGCCAUCAAGAAGAUCGUAAAGAGCCUACUCACUUGACCACAGGAUGUCCAAUCCUUGAUGAAUUCCUUCAUGGUGGAAUCCUAGUAAAGGGCAUCACAGAAAUAGCAGGACAGAGUGCUGCAGGCAAAACACAGCUAUGUCUGCAGCUCUGUCUUACAGCACAGCUGCCUGUCCAGCAAGGUGGACUUGCUAAUGGUGUGGUCUACAUUUGUACUGAAGAUGUGUUCCCUAGCAAGAGGUUACAGCAGCUGAUCUCAUCAUUCAAUAGGAGGAUUGGGCCUGCUCUUGCUAAGCAGCUGGCUGUAGGAGAUCAUAUCUAUGUAGAACAUGCAGCAGAGAAGGAUCAACUGUGGCAUUGCCUGGAGAAACGUCUCCCCCUCCUGCUAUCCAGAGGUAUGGUGAAGCUAGCAGUGGUCGACUCCCUGGCAGCUAUUUUCAGGAGUGAGUUUGAGCUGCGGGACACAAUUAGACGAGCGAGGGAGCUGCAGCGUGUAGGCGCUCAUCUACAUAGGCUCAGCUCCCAGUUCAAUGUUGCUGUAGUGUGUGUGAACCAGGUAACAGCAAAUAUGGAAGCAUCCCUGGAUCCCACGGAGUCAGAAAUGAUGCCUGCCCUUGGUCUCACCUGGUCUAAUAUUGUCAAGGUUCGACUCAUGCUAAGUCGCACACCCUACAGGCUGCCCCCAUCGGAUACCACAAACAAUAGAACUGAUAGAGGAUCUGUAAAUGGAGAAUGUAGCCAUGAAAGUGAACAGAAAGCAGAGAUACCUGUCAGACAGAUUGAGAUCCUAUUUGCUCCUCAUUUACCCAAAGAGGUGUGUUACUACAUUGUGGAUGCUGAUGGAGUCAAAGGAUUACAGUGAUCUAUUGAGGAGCAAAGCAUCUUAUAGAGAUAUGAGAAACAGACAGUAGUUGAGAUAUAAAAUCAAGUGCCUGAAAGCCAGUAAAACUGUACAACAGAUUAUGACUAGAUUUUUAAAUAUGUUGGGGUAAGAUUAGAUAUGAAAUGUAGAUUGAGUGAAAAGACUACAUUGAAUCCGUGAUGAAUAGAGAGUUUGUCAUUUCAAAUUCAGCGUAUCCGCUUCAGUGCUACGAGUGGUAAUCAAUGCCAAAGAAUUUGAGAUGGUAUAUGGACUAAGACCCAAUGUAAUAUUCAUGAAAUAGUAGGGGAAAACCCUGAUGGUCCAUCUGCUCUCCCCAGCGUGUAUAAGGAGGAGAUACUCAAGGGUUAUAGUGAUUAAAUGAUUCAGAAUACUUAAUAGUAGUAAUAAAAAGAAUGGGUAUUUAUUUUGUUUUUAAACUUAAGAUGGUGUAGGAAUUAUGAGAUUAUUCCAAUGACAGAUAAUCUAUGCCAAAUUGAGCAAUGAAAGAUGGUUUAGAAGUUUAUUUUCAGCUUGAUAGCACAGAAUAGGGUUAAAGACUACUUAAAGGUACUAUUUAACAUUUUUUAAAUGAUGCCAUGCAUUUUGCAUAUUAUUCAAAAAUGUGUUCAGCAGCAAGGCAUCCAAGAAAACAUACAUGUUCUGUAAGGUUCUGUAAAGCUCUUCCCUAAAUAAGAAUGUCUCACCAUAUUCGUGUGUGUACCUUUCCAGUUCACCUAAUCAAAACAUGGUACAGUAUAAGAAAAAUGAUAAUAAUAAUAUACCCAAAAAAAUUCUUAUGCAGAAUGCCCUGUUAAUGCAAUGAUCUUUCUACUUUGCUGAAACUUUUGUUUUUCAAAUUUUGCACUUUUUGAUAAAUCUACAUAAUCUGGUUACAAUUUUAGGGUAAGAUCUAAUAGCAUCAUAUUUCUUCAGUGGGCUAUUGGUUGGUACCACUUUGUAAAAAUUUGUUAUGAAAUGUAUUUGUGACAAUAAAGAUGUAAUAAUGAAAGAUGAAAUAACGUGACUGAACUAUGGUACAUGAGAAAUAAUGAUUUAUAUGUUGUUUGUAUGCCAAAGAAUUUGCUCUAAUUAGAGGAUGUCUGGUUAGAUAGUACUGCCUUGUGAAAAUAGGAUUCAGAACACAUUUCAAUGUAAGAUGAUAGAUAUUUAGCCAUUUUUUGAUGAAAGUCUGUACCCCCAUUAAUUGCAUCACUACAUGAUCCAUAAGUAAUUCAUUUAAGAAAUACAAGAUUACAGAACAGAGAACCCAGUCCCUGGAUAACCAUGAUAGUACAAGUCCAAUAAGAUGUAGGUAUUCCUGAACUGUUACAUCUGUCGAUUUUAAAAGUAUGUUCUAUUAUUAUAAAUGCAACAUUCUGGUGUUUUUAAACAAUUAAGAUUAUUAAGAUUUAAUCUUUCCUUAAUUAUUGAUUAGUCAUGUACAUAAUGCUUAGAUGUUUUGUUAUGUGUCUCCAUAAAGUAUAUUUUGUGUUACAAAUGUAGUCCUGCAUUGAGGCAAUAUUUUAGUGGCCUGUAUGGCCUUGUACCAAGUCACUUUACAAAACCCAUGGAAGUAAUAUUUUCCAGGGGCCUUGUGACUAUUUUAUCAAUGUCUUUGUAAAGAGUUUCCAGUUUAUUAACAAUCAAUCCUAGUUCUUCUUCAUAUAUUUUCUUAUUUUAUUUUGCUCAUUAAUACAAUAAUAUCUUCAUUCUGAAAUUAUGAUGUAGCAUUUUAAAGUCUUAUCUAUGAUCAAAUUGUGCAUUUGCCAGUAUUUUGUCUGUCUGAUUGUUUAUUUGUGUUUCUUAGAUUCUUUUAUGUAUGUUUUAUUUUAAUGUGUAAAACUCUAGAAAUGAAUACUAGAAUUUUUUUAAGCCCUUUCGUUUUCCUUGGACAUUGUUUUUUCACCCCACCCUAAAAUAUAUAUAUAUAUAUAUAUAUGUAUUUAUGUAGAGAAAAUGAUAUGAACCUUGCCAUGAUCACUCAACUUGUGUUUAAGGGUUAGCUGUCAUAACAAAUUGGAUUAAUGUUUUUUUCUUCAAUCUUGUCAUAAUUACCUUACAAAGUUUUCUAAGUCUUGACUGAUAAAGGAAAUUUGAUGUGUCUCUGAGAAAGUUUUUUUGAGAGGAUAUGCAACUCUGUAAAGUCUAUUUUGUUUUGUGUUAGUGAGUUGAAUUUAUUUACUGUUGUCCAGAUAAUAAAUUAUCAGUAUUCCACAAA
Messenger RNA from Strongylocentrotus purpuratus (purple sea urchin), 3397 nucleotides. RefSeq names its product DNA repair protein XRCC3 (gene xrcc3). NCBI's taxonomy places the organism in Eukaryota, Metazoa, Echinodermata, Echinoidea, Camarodonta, Strongylocentrotidae. The record is from RefSeq and is a predicted model, not a curated record. Gene Ontology annotation, biological process: double-strand break repair via synthesis-dependent strand annealing; resolution of mitotic recombination intermediates; t-circle formation. Gene Ontology annotation, cellular component: Rad51C-XRCC3 complex; replication fork. Bases 112 to 1179 code for a protein of 355 amino acids. Gene Ontology annotation, molecular function: four-way junction DNA binding; ATP-dependent DNA damage sensor activity; ATP binding. The transcript is spliced from 6 exons.